GAAAAUGGAACGGACAGCAUGGCUGCCCCUGCCCUUAGUACCUACACCCCAGAAGAGAUGGUACAACAGAUGAAAGAACUAAUCACUGAGAACAAUGAGUUAAAAGAAGCCAUGAAGUUGCAUAACCAAGCUAUGAAGGACCGAUAUGAAGAACUUUCCAUCUGGCGAGAGAAGCAGAAAGAAGAAAGAGAAUUUUACGAGAUAAAGUUUAAGGAGGCUAAGCAGUGCUUGUUAGCCAAGUGCAUUGAAAAUGAACAGCUACAGCAACAACUUCAGAGCUUAAAGGAAAGAGAAGAAGGAGCUGAAAUGGAGGGCUGCGUGGCUCCCGAGAAGGAAGUGAAGCAGCUGAAAUCCCAGGUGCAGCGGCUCCAGGCUGAGAAGGCAGAUCUGCUAGCCAUCAUUUCAGAACUGCAGGUCAAGCUGAACAUCUCAGCAGAGGAUUCCUUUGUGGAGAUCGGGAUGAGCGAAGGAGAAAUAAAUAGAACUGCAAAGGAACAUCGAGAAAAUAGUGGUGAAAUGGCCAGUAACGUUGCUGUCUACAUGAGCAAAGCAGCAGAUGAAUCGAAGAAUUUGGAGUCUGAGGAGCUAACUGUGAGCCAGCUGCUCUGCUGCCUUAGAAAUGAAACUCAGAAGAGGGAAAAACUUGAGAAGGAGCUGCAGGAUCAGAGGGAGAGACUGUCAAAGCUGGAGAAGGAAACCAGCAGCUGCCUGGAGAGUGGGACACAAACUGAACAGGAAGAGGAGAGUUCAGAGGCUGUUGGCAGUGAAGUAGAAACCCUGAAUUUGCAAGUUUGUGCUCUGUUUAAAGAGCUUCAGGAAGCCCAUGAGAAGUUAAAGGAAGCAGAAGUGAUUCAGAAGAAGCUUCAAGAAAAGUGCCAAGUACUGGAAAGAAAAAGCUCAGCUGCUGCAUUAGAAUUGGAGGAGAAGCAGCAGCUAAUAUACGCCAACAAGAAGCUGGAACUUCAGGUGGAGAGUAUGCAGGCAGAGAUCAAGCUGGAACAAGCCAAGACACAUGAAGAAAAGGCAAGAUACAGUAGCUUGCAGGAUGCAUACAGCAAACUCCUUCCUGAACUCACUGAGGCAAAGAAAACAAUCAAUGAAAUGCAACUCAAAGAGCUGGACAGAGUGGAUAAAGCUGUGGUGGAACAGCUGAAUGCAAAGGUGGAGCUGGCAGAACAAGCCCUUGCUGUAAAGCAGCUCCAGAUAGAUGAAAUGAAGCAGUUAAUUGCUAAGCAAGAGGAGGACCUUGAAACCAUGGCUGUGCUCCGUGCUCAGAUGGAGGUUUACUGCUCUGAUUUCCAUGCUGAGAGGGCAGCAAGAGAGAAGAUCCAUGAGGAGAAGGAGCAGUUGGCCGUCCAGCUGGCAUACCUGCUAAAAGAGCAGCAAAACCUUGAAGAGCUUGGCCGAAACUCUUUGGCGGAGAUGCAGAAUCGCCAUGGAGCCAGGGCACCAGAUCGGGAACACUCACCUCGCCUUGUCCAAAGAGGAACUGGUAGCCAAGACUGGCCAGAGCAGCGGAACAUCUCAGUAUAUUCAUGUCCCAAAUGUGAAGAAAUUCUACCUGAUUUGGACACACUGCAGAUUCACGUUAUGGACUGCAUUAAUUGAGUGAUGCCCUCCAGUUCUUCAUCUUCUGGAAUUCCACCUGCCAAAUACAUAUUUUUUUUUUCUUCCCACUCGAAUAAUGCUCAACUCCUACAUCCAGUGAAGGAGGUUUUCAGGGUUUUUCUUGUUAAUUCAUAGGGAGAAGGGUAAAACCCCUACCCUGCCCUGUACUCACUAAUCUUGUUUUAAUCUGCUUUAGAAAAUUAAUUUUUAUAGGUUAACAAUGUGGAUAUGUUAAAGAACUCCCAGUGUGUCUGCUGCUAUGAAAU
Molecule: messenger RNA, 1874 nt
Organism: Mesitornis unicolor (brown roatelo)
Lineage: Eukaryota; Metazoa; Chordata; Aves; Mesitornithiformes; Mesitornithidae
Gene: OPTN
Product: optineurin
Exons: 13
Coding region: 19-1608 (529 amino acids)
Biological process (GO): Golgi ribbon formation; regulation of canonical NF-kappaB signal transduction; protein localization to Golgi apparatus
Cellular component (GO): nucleus; Golgi apparatus; cytoplasm
Molecular function (GO): K63-linked polyubiquitin modification-dependent protein binding
Source: RefSeq, a predicted model, not a curated record